Messenger RNA from Stegastes partitus (bicolor damselfish), 3182 nucleotides. It is a transcript of the gene csnk1db, whose product is annotated as casein kinase 1, delta b. The transcript has 10 exons. Lineage: Eukaryota; Metazoa; Chordata; Actinopteri; Pomacentridae. Bases 372 to 1598 code for a protein of 408 amino acids. Gene Ontology annotation, molecular function: protein kinase activity; ATP binding. Gene Ontology annotation, biological process: protein phosphorylation. The record is from RefSeq and is a predicted model, not a curated record.
GAAAACAGACAGCCAAGUGAAGCUGCAAGCGAACGGGAGAACUUCAUCGAGAAAUCCGUCUCCAUCCUUAUGUUUGGGGCAAUUAUGAACCCCCAAAACAGGGAGAACAUAAACUAAGCGUCUCACUCUAUCGGCUGAUAGCGAUAUCACAGACCUCCGUUGCUCAGACCGACAUUAAAGGGAUGGUGACAUUUGGAUCGUUAUCGAAGCAAGUGGGAUUCUGGGGGAUAGGAGGAGUGUGAAUGAAGGGGGUCGUAAACCUGUUAAACAGCCUGGAAUGUUUGCUGAGGUAACGGUUUAGCAGCCAGGAGAAGCGACGUUAGUUACUGAGGUCCAAACGAAGAAACAGAGGAGCGUCAGUUAGCAGCGACAUGGAGCUGAGAGUGGGGAACCGAUACAGACUGGGCAGGAAGAUCGGGAGCGGAUCCUUCGGGGACAUCUAUCUAGGCACAGAUAUUUCAGUUGGUGAGGAGGUUGCAAUCAAGUUGGAAUGUGUCAAGACCAAACACCCCCAGCUCCACAUCGAGAGCAAGAUCUACAAGAUGAUGCAAGGAGGAGUGGGCAUCCCAACAAUAAAGUGGUGUGGAGCAGAAGGGGACUACAAUGUGAUGGUGAUGGAGCUGCUGGGGCCCAGCCUGGAGGAUCUCUUCAACUUUUGCUCCCGCAAAUUCAGCCUCAAGACUGUCCUCCUGCUUGCUGAUCAGAUGAUCAGUCGCAUUGAGUACAUUCACUCAAAGAACUUCAUCCACAGAGAUGUAAAGCCUGAUAACUUCCUGAUGGGUCUUGGCAAAAAAGGCAACCUGGUCUACAUCAUUGACUUUGGCCUGGCUAAAAAAUAUCGCGACGCUCGCACACAUCAGCACAUCCCCUAUCGCGAGAACAAGAACCUGACGGGCACCGCACGCUAUGCCUCAAUCAACACACAUCUUGGGAUUGAGCAGUCAAGGCGUGAUGACCUUGAGUCCUUGGGCUACGUUCUCAUGUAUUUUAAUCUGGGUUCGCUGCCUUGGCAAGGCCUGAAGGCUGCUACCAAGAGGCAGAAGUAUGAACGAAUCAGUGAGAAGAAAAUGUCGACUCCUAUAGAGGUGCUUUGCAAGGGAUACCCCUCUGAGUUUGCCACCUACCUAAAUUUUUGUCGCUCCCUGCGCUUUGAUGACAAGCCAGAUUACUCGUACCUAAGGCAACUCUUCAGGAACCUGUUCCACAGACAGGGCUUCUCUUAUGACUAUGUAUUUGACUGGAACAUGCUCAAGUUUGGAGCCAACCGUGCAGCAGAAGAAGCAGAGAGAGAGCGCCGAGAUCGAGAGGACAGGUUGAGGCACAGCAGGAACCCAGGAACCAGAGGAAUACCUGCUGCAUCAGGACGACCACGAGGAACCCAGGAUGGAGCUCCGCCUACCCCGCUCACUCCCACGUCACACACAGCAAACACAUCCCCUCGACAAGUGUCUGGUAUGGAACGUGAACGAAAGGUCAGCAUGCGACUGCACCGCGGUGCUCCUGUCAAUGUGUCAUCUUCAGAUCUAACAGGGCGGCAGGACACCUCCCGCAUGUCAACCUCACAGAAUAGCAUUCCCUACGAGCAUCACGCCAAGUAGACGCUCGCCACGUCCUUGUGUGACGGAGGCAACACUGGAUGGUGUCUGGUGUACCACCUGCUGGUCUCCAUCUACUAGCUCCUCGAUGAGCCCCCACAAUGCAACCUGGCAGAUCAAGCCCUGUUAUCUCAAAGCAAUCUGACACAAUAAUACUACCACCACCAUGAAUUUGUACUACUUCAGCUACACCUGCACAGCUCUCAGUACCAUCAUUUUUACGUUUCUGUGUAUUGGUCGGACAUCCCAAGACAUUAAUGAGCAUUGGGCUUCAGGACUGUUCUCUAUUUACUUUUCAGGAGACAUUUGCAUAACCCCUUCCCAACCACCCCCCCUCAGCACCACAUUCUGAGUGGGCAGUCCAAGGCCAACAUGGCAACCCAGCAGUCUCCUCUAGGACACUGACUGGCUGAUGAUUUUUACGUUAACACUACUGGCUCGUUCUUCCUCUGUGGAAACAUUCAUCAUUAAUGACAGUACAUUUCCACUGUCACUGUGUUCAUACCUGGUUAAGGCAACAGCUUUCUUCUCCUUUUUGCUGUAAGGAGUCUCAAGCUGAACCAGCAGCUUUUAAUUUUAGGUAUAUGUAUGGGCAGAUUUGGGAAGUGUUGCUAUUUUUGGUAUUUGCAGUUUUCAUUCCUUCUUCUCAUCAGUCAGUUUUGCUGUUUUUAGUAGUCAUCACCCUGCACUUGAUUAACUCUACAGCCAUUUGUAUUAAAUAAAAAGAAACAACUUCUUUGCAUGUGUUAGAGGUGAGCCUUCAGAGUCAGUCCUGAAGGCUCAAGUGCUAGUUGAAUUCAUGAACAUACCAAAAAAUAUGCUUUGGUGGGGCAGGAGGUUGUUUUCACCCACUGAGCCCUGUUCCCUUUCCAGUGUUCUGUACAAAAGAAGUGCACUAUGUUGGGGGUAAGGGCAUCAUCUGACGCAUUUUACCAAAUGCUCAUUCACUGUGUACAGAUAAGCAUUCUUGUUUUUCUUAUUUGUAUUAUUUUGAAGCUGUGAAACACUUGUAAUAUUGAUAUGUAAAUGUUUCCUCUUGUUUUAUUUUCACUGACCUUUAGGAAUGGGUCUGAACAUGGCUUGUAAGCUUGGUCCAGAGCUGCUGCAAGUCGGGCCUGUCAUAAGUGUAGUAGUCUACCAUCAGUCUGCCCCUUAAGAGCCAUGGAGUUGAUAUAGAGUCGAGCGCUGUCAGUAGAUAUGUUGCACUGAAUGUGAAAGAUUCUGUAUGACAUGCUUUCUUGGAGAAUAUUCUUGAACAUAUAUUGAAGUGAGAGUGGAGAACGAAGCUGACCAUCAGCCUGUGACUGGCUUUUCCAGCAAUGGUGUGUUGGGAUUUUUAUAUUAACUCAUCUGACACUUGGCAAUAACGAAUAACUGCUAUGGCUGUCAGAAUGAAAUGGCCUGUUGUGAUUCAUUCUUACUGCUGUUAAAUUUUUAUAGUUUGAUUUUGAUCGUUAACCUCUUUGUUCUGCUGCUCUACACUUACUGAAUUAUGGAAGCAAUCGGAUCAGCAAGAUUUACUUUCUUACAUUUAUGUUUGCCACUGUAUUUGUGUACUUUAACUGUAAAUAAACAAGUCACUUGUAC